UUUGAACACAACUGCGUCACUUCCGUUUGAUGUCGCAUUCCUCACAACAUAAAGCAAGAGCCACCGCUAAAAGCUAACGCUGCACCUAUUGUAGGGGAAUUUCCCACCGUUCCGCCAGGAUAAACAUGUCAGACACGGAGACGAAACCCUCCAGUCAGGACGGGGGCGACAAGAAGGAUGGAGAGUACAUCAAAUUAAAAGUGAUUGGUCAGGACAGCAGUGAAAUCCACUUCAAGGUGAAAAUGACCACACAUCUAAAGAAGCUGAAAGAGUCUUACAGCCAGAGACAGGGAGUUGCGGCGAGCACGCUACGGUUUCUGUUUGAGGGACAGAGAAUUGCAGAUAACCAAACCCCAAAAGAGCUUGGCAUGGAGGAUGAGGACGUCAUUGAGGUUUAUCAAGAACAGACCGGUGGACUUUGGAACCAUUAAACCCACAUUUUCUGAAUCUUUUUUUUCUUAUUAUAAUUUUUUUAUUAUUUUUUUUUGUAUGUAUGUAUUUCUGUUAAGUUUCAAACCAUCUGAAUCAAAGGAGAAAAAAAAGGACUCAAUCAGGGCUUCCAUGUGGUGCAAAGACCGAGGACUCGAACCUGUGGCUCUGCCGCCGAUCAGCCGUCUUACACUCAAGAUUUUUCCCAGCAGCCAUCAGCUUUUGUGUUGUUUUUAUUUGAUUUACUUUGCUGUCACCAUGUACGUUUGCAGGGAAUGGUUUUAGCAGCUUCUCUUUUUAACCUAGUUUCCCCAAAAUCUUUAAUGAAGAAAAAUGGCAUUCUGGGUAAAUGGGGACAACAGAAACCGUAAUCUGAGCGCCAUUUCUUAUUGAUACACCUCUGAUCUUUGCAUCUAUUUAAAACAAAUACUUGUUU
Molecule: messenger RNA, 865 nt
Organism: Oryzias melastigma (Indian medaka)
Lineage: Eukaryota; Metazoa; Chordata; Actinopteri; Beloniformes; Adrianichthyidae
Gene: sumo1
Product: small ubiquitin like modifier 1
Exons: 5
Coding region: 126-431 (101 amino acids)
Biological process (GO): protein sumoylation
Cellular component (GO): nucleus; PML body
Molecular function (GO): protein tag activity; ubiquitin-like protein ligase binding
Source: RefSeq, a predicted model, not a curated record